Molecule: messenger RNA, 1434 nt
Organism: Mercurialis annua (annual mercury)
Lineage: Eukaryota; Viridiplantae; Streptophyta; Magnoliopsida; Malpighiales; Euphorbiaceae
Product: 1-aminocyclopropane-1-carboxylate oxidase 5
Exons: 3
Coding region: 72-995 (307 amino acids)
Source: RefSeq, a predicted model, not a curated record
UAGUAACAGAAAACAGAAACAGACUUGAUAAGCUAAUCAUUUUACACUCUUCUAGUUUCUUUUAGCUUCCAAUGGCAAUUCCUGUGAUUGAUUUCUCUAAGGUGAAUGGCUCUGCUGAGGAGAGAGCCAAGACCAUGGCUGAACUCGCUAAUGGCUGCGAGGAAUGGGGAUUUUUCCAGCUGGUGAACCAUGGAGUUCCAGAGGAGCUGUUGGAGAGGGUAAAGAAGGUGAGUUCAGAAUGCUAUAAGCUGGAAAGGGAGGAAAAUUUCAAGAACUCGAAGCUUGUUGCGGCAUUGAAUGAACUGGCAGAGAAGAAGGAUGGUGAGAAAUUGGAUAAUGUGGACUGGGAAGAUGUUUUUACUCUCCUUGAUGAUAAUGAGUGGCCAUCCAAAACCCCCGGAUUCAAGGAAACCAUGGCGGAAUACCGAGCAGAACUGAAGAAAUUAGCGGAGAGAGUUAUGGGAGUGAUGGAUGAGAAUUUAGGGCUCCCAAAAGGUUAUAUCAAGAAGGCAUUCAAUGAUGGAGAAGGAGAUAAUGCCUUUUUUGGCACCAAGGUUAGCCACUAUCCACCAUGUCCUCAUCCCGAGCUCGUGACCGGUCUCCGAGCUCACACGGAUGCUGGCGGUGUCAUCUUGCUCUUCCAAGAUGACGAGGUGGGCGGUCUUCAAAUCCUCAAAGACGGGCAAUGGAUUGACGUCCAGCCACUGAAAAAUACCAUAGUUAUAAACACCGGUGAUCAGAUCGAGGUGCUGAGCAAUGGCAAGUACAAGAGUACUUGGCACAGGGUUCUGCCUUACACUCAAGGGAACAGAAGGUCUAUAGCUUCAUUCUAUAACCCGUCUCUUAAAGCUACCAUAGCUCCAGCCCCGGAACUGGUGGAGAAAGAUAACAAGGAAACAUAUCCCAAGUUUGUGUUCGGCGAUUAUAUGUCGGUUUAUGUCGAGCAGAAGUUCCUCCCAAAGGAACCCAGGUUCCAAGCUGUGAAGGCAGUGUAAUAGUCAGCAAGGUGCAACUUCAAUUAUAGAAGACGUAAAGAUGAAAUUUUUACUUUUCUUGAUUUUCACUUUCUAGAUUAUUGGGGCUAGCUCAUAUUUGCAGUAGCGCAUAAAGCUUCUUUCUCCCAACUAUAUAUGCCUUAUGAGAGAAACGAAAGCUGAAUAUGCAUUUGUGCUUUUAGGCGUCUUCUAUGGUUACUUUACUUUUUACAAAGUAAAUAUUACUUUGUCCAUUUAUCACCAUUUAAUGGUGAAAUUGACAAAGUAGAUAAAAAAUAAAGUAACUUUAGAAGAAGCCGUAUUUUUCUAUGGGAUUGGUUGUAUCUUCUGUUUUUAAGUGUUUGCUAAGGUUUUUCUAUUUUACAAUAUACUCAUGUACUGUAAUUUCUGUAAACUUGGAUCUAUUCUCAGUAAGGAAAUACACCUAGCUUUCUCUUUA